Molecule: messenger RNA, 1110 nt
Organism: Neurospora hispaniola
Lineage: Eukaryota; Fungi; Ascomycota; Sordariomycetes; Sordariales; Sordariaceae
Exons: 4
Coding region: 1-1110 (369 amino acids)
Cellular component (GO): intracellular anatomical structure
Molecular function (GO): oxidoreductase activity, acting on NAD(P)H, oxygen as acceptor
Source: RefSeq, a predicted model, not a curated record
AUGGCAACCCGCGCCGUUCCCCGCGCCCUCCGGGCCAGCAACAUCUUCUCCACAGCAACCCGCCCAACCAUCCCAAUUCUUUCCUCAAGCCAAAGAGCCUUCCACAUCAGCGCGACCCGUCUCCAAAAGAAGAAGAAGAACACCACCACCACCACCACCACCACCACCACCCCUACCCCUGGAGCGGGCGCCUUCGCCCGAACUGACGACUCGAUCACCGUCGAAUACCCCGAAGACCCCUCCAAGCUCCCCUCUUCGCAGCCAGUGGACAGCGGCAUAGGAAGAGCGGGGCCGAAUGUUUUCCCGACGCUUGCCACGUUUUCUCUCCAGGGAAAGGUGGGCGUGGUGACGGGCGGAGCGAGAGGGUUGGGGUUGGUGAUGGGGCAAGGGAUUGUAGUUAGUGGUGGGGAUUUGGCUAUUGUUGAUUUGAACAAAGAAGAAGCAACCAAACAAGCCCAAAACAUCGUCGAGACCUUCAAGAAGGACUAUCCUUCCGCCAAGAAAAUCCCCAAAGUAACAGCCCACUACGCCGACGUCUCCGACCCAGCCUCCGUCGACGCCUGCAUCGCCGAGAUCGUCGCCGAGCACGGCAAAAUCGACAACCUCGUCACUUCUGCCGGCUUCACAGAGAACUUUGAAGCGGUCAAUUACCCAGUAGACAGGCUGCGCAAGCUCUGGGGCGUCAACGUGGACGGGACGUACUUAUUCGCUACGGCUAUUGCUAGGCAUCUGAUGGACCGCAACUCCCCCGGCUCCCUCGUCUUCAUAGGCUCCAUGUCCGGCAGCAUCGUCAACGUGCCCCAGCCGCAAACUCCUUACAACGCCUCCAAAGCGGCCGUCCGACACCUAGCCGCCUCUUUCGCGGUAGAAUGGGCCAAAGCGGGAAUCCGUGUCAACUGCAUUUCCCCCGGCUACAUGCUCACGGCUUUGACCAAAAAGAUCCUGGACGAGAACCCGGACUUGAAGGAGAAGUGGACUUCGCUGAUCCCGCAGGGCCAGAUGGGUAACCCCGAGGAUUUGAUGGGUCCAGUCACAUUCUUGUUGUCGGAUGCUAGUCGGUAUGUGACGGGGGCGGAUUUGAGGGUUGAUGGGGGGUAUACUUGUACAUAA